Drosophila subpulchrella is the source of this 1564-nucleotide messenger RNA. It is a transcript of the gene cpb, whose product is annotated as F-actin-capping protein subunit beta. Gene Ontology annotation, cellular component: cytoplasm; F-actin capping protein complex. Gene Ontology annotation, molecular function: actin filament binding. Gene Ontology annotation, biological process: actin cytoskeleton organization; regulation of lamellipodium assembly; cell morphogenesis. The coding region runs from base 196 to 1026 and encodes 276 amino acids. The record is from RefSeq and is a predicted model, not a curated record. The transcript is spliced from 2 exons. NCBI's taxonomy places the organism in Eukaryota, Metazoa, Arthropoda, Insecta, Diptera, Drosophilidae.
AAAGUGGUCAUCAUCUGGCAACGCUGAAACCUAAUAAUAAAGAAAAGAAAAAGAGUCAAUUUAGUGCAAUUACUUGCAAUAAAACCCCCAAAAUCCUAGUUAGAGUUUAAGAUUCGCUUGUCCCGACCAACGGAAGCCUUUAACAAAAGCAGCCUAGUUCCCAUCGAAAACUAAAGGAAAACAAAAAGUAUCAAAAUGUCGGAAAUGCAAAUGGAUUGUGCUUUGGAUCUGAUGCGGAGGCUACCUCCCCAGCAAAUUGAGAAGAACCUCAUUGAUCUGAUAGAUUUGGCCCCCGAUCUUUGUGAGGAUUUGCUCUCCUCAGUGGAUCAACCUUUGAAGAUAGCCAAGGAUAAGGAACACGGCAAGGAUUACCUGUUGUGUGACUACAAUCGCGAUGGUGAUUCCUAUAGAUCGCCCUGGUCGAACUCCUACUAUCCCCCAUUGGAGGAUGGCCAAAUGCCCUCGGAACGACUGCGAAAACUGGAAAUCGAGGCCAACUAUGCCUUCGAUCAGUACAGGGAGAUGUACUACGAAGGUGGAGUCUCCUCCGUGUAUCUAUGGGAUCUGGAUCAUGGUUUUGCCGCCGUUAUACUGAUAAAAAAGGCGGGAGAUGGCAGCAAGAUGAUUCGCGGCUGCUGGGACUCCAUUCAUGUGGUUGAGGUGCAGGAGAAGACCACCGGAAGGACCGCCCACUACAAGCUCACCUCCACGGCAAUGCUGUGGCUGCAGACCAACAAACAGGGCUCGGGUACCAUGAAUCUGGGUGGAUCUCUCACUCGGCAACAGGAACAGGACGCCAAUGUCAGUGAGUCCUCACCGCACAUCGCCAACAUUGGCAAAAUGGUCGAGGAGAUGGAGAACAAGAUCAGGAACACCCUGAACGAGAUCUACUUUGGCAAGACCAAGGACAUUGUGAAUGGACUAAGGAGCACGCAAUCGCUGGCCGAUCAGCGCCAGCAGGCGGCCAUGAAACAGGACCUCGCUGCGGCCAUCCUGCGACGCAAUGUCAAGCCCGAUUCGAACUGAGCACCGAGCGGCUGAAGGCUGAAUUUCCACAUAGAACAAUCCAGUCUACGAGGGGUCCUUAAAACCAGAUUGUUCCCCCAAAAAGGGUCAAAUAAUAUGCGAAUUGUGAGGCACUGCAGCCCUAAAAUAUUAUCUUAAUGAAAGCCACCAUAAUUCAUUUCUAUAAUAUUUUUGGCUGCGUCCAUCCAAUCCCCUAUUUUUCACUCUUUUUCAAACAGUUUGUAGGACUUCGCGUAACCUGGACUAAAAAUAUUAAAUACGCAUUUCUAGGCAGUAAAUUUGUUACAUGAGAAAAUUGUUACACCACGAGAAACAUAUUAAUGUAAAUUUGCCCGCCCGUUUUCAACUGUCCUCCCACAUUGUUGCAAUUUAGAGUCGCGCUUCAUCCACAGUUCAGCCGAAAAUGCCAACUUCGCCGCCCUCAAGACAGUAUCCAUAAGUAUUUGUAUCUUAUUUGUAAUAAUGCAUAUUUGCACCGAAGUCGAGGCAUUUGCGUUUCGUUCUUAAUCCUUCCGCGAAUAAAUAUUGUGUUUAUUAA